This is a messenger RNA of Talaromyces proteolyticus, 1743 nucleotides long. Its product is annotated as putative thioredoxin. Gene Ontology annotation, molecular function: peptidase activity. The record is from RefSeq and is a predicted model, not a curated record. Gene Ontology annotation, biological process: protein modification by small protein removal. The coding region runs from base 1 to 1743 and encodes 580 amino acids. The transcript is spliced from 4 exons. Lineage: Eukaryota; Fungi; Ascomycota; Eurotiomycetes; Eurotiales; Trichocomaceae.
AUGGAUGUGGAGCUUUAUGUUUAUGACCUUUCCAAAGGUCUUGCGCGCAUGUAUUCAGCGUCCUUGACUGGAACCCAAAUUGAUGCAAUAUACCAUACCUCCCUCGUCUUCGGCGGGGUGGAGUAUUUCUUCGGACAGGGCAUUCAUCGCACUGUUCCCGGCACAACGCACCAUGGCCAACCCAUGGAAAAGCUACACAUGGGGCAAACGGAGCUGCCCCAGGAGGUGAUCCAGGAAUAUCUCGGGUCGCUAGCCGAGAUUUAUACCCCGGAGUCCUACGAUCUUUUCAUGCACAACUGUAACAAUUUUACGCAAGAUCUGGCAAUGUUUCUGGUUGGGAAGGGAAUACCGGAACAUAUCCAGUCGUUGCCAAAGACUUUUUUAAGCACGCCCCUCGGGCAGAUGUUACGGCCACAGAUUGAUGCUGCGAUGCGCGGUAUUACUCAGGCUGAUCCAACGCAGAGAGUCCCUGCUCCUGUAGUGCAGCCACCACCUCAACUUCAGGAUACAUUGGCAGCGCCAGUGAAAGGGUACGUGAGGAACGUUAGUAAUUUGAAGGAGCUAGAAGAGCAGCUGUCACUUGCAUCGAAUAGCUGCGCAUGCAUCUUCUUCACCUCCUCGACCUGCGCCCCAUGUAAGAUUGCUUAUCCGGCAUAUGAGGAACUCGCAGAAGAAGCUGGGGAUAAUGCUGUUCUAAUAAAAGUGGACUUGAAUAUCGCGUUUGAUGUCAGCUCAAGGUAUAGAGUUCGAGCGACGCCGACCUUCAUGACCUUCCUCAGAGGCAAGAAGGAGGACGAAUGGAGCGGCGCCAAUCCAGCUCAACUCAAGGGCAACGUGCGUUUGCUGAUACAAACUGCAUUCCCGCCGCAUCCUCAUACGUCUCUGCGUCUGCCCAGUCUUCAGAGAGAGAUCACAAGUUAUGUCACCUAUACAAAACUUCCGCCGCUGGAUAAGUUGUUGCAGAAGAUUGGUUCCUUAAAGGACGAUCCUACGAUACAGAGUCUUGUAGACUUUGUGAAGACAAGAUCUACGGCUGAGCCUGCCGACACAGCCGUGCCAAACCUGUCCUUCCUUAGCGCUUUUCUACAGUCGACUUUUGAUUCGAUACCUAAAGAGAGCUAUUUUGCUAUUGUCGAUUUGAUCCGCGUUGCCUUUCUGGACGCUCGAGUUAGCGGUUUCUUUGCAGAGGAACCGCAUCACAAGACUCUACUGACUCUCUUUUCGCCCUUUGAUGAUCUUGCCUCUUGCCCUUACAACUUACGAAUUGUCAUGCUUCAGCUAGCGUGCAACCUGUUCACAACACCCCUCUACCCGGAGCAGAUUGCUACUAAUCAGACAUUACGCGGGGUCUGCAUCCGAUUGCUGACAGGGUCUCUCUUAGACAGCCGUUCCAAUCUGCGCGUCGUUGCCGCAUCAUUUGCAUAUAAUUUGGCUGCGUAUAACCACAACGCACGAUUCGCAGGUCAUCCCGACAAACUUUCAGAAGGCGACCAGGUUGAGCUGGUGGCUUCUUUGGCCGAGGCAAUUAACAUGGAAGAGGAGAGCAUUGAAGCGCUGCACGGUUGUCUUUUUGCACUUGGAUUGUUCCUGUAUGAGGCCCCGACUGACGGGGAGCUUUGCGAUCUUUGUCGGGCCAUGGGGAUUGCCGACUCUGUUCUGGCGAAGAAACAGGUGGAUAAGCUGAAGAGCGAGCCGCUGCUGAAAGAAGUGGGCCAGGAGCUGCUUGGGAAGGGGCUGAGAUGA